CGGAAGUGUCGCAUUGUUGUUGACCGUCGCUCUGAGAGCUCGGCUGCCGGAGCUCAGGCACGCACAGGGCGCGCGGCGGCGGCGGGCAGGAACCGUCUUAACGGAACCGGCGCGUGGCGAAGGCGGGCAGAGCUUCUGUCAACGGCAUCUAUUAUUGGCAUGGACAUGAUUGCAAAAUUCAGCUGAAGUUGAUGUUGGAAUGCAGUCACCAUUUUGACGGCAUUUGUAAUAUCUAUCACCAUCUUGGAACUAAGGACAUCAUGAAGCUAAAGCAGCGUGUUGUUUUACUAGCUGCCCUUCUAGUUAUUUUUAUUUUCACAAAAGUGUUCCUGAUUGACAAUUCAGACUCAUCUGCAACUAAUCGAGAGGAUCAACAUUCUUUCCAGCAUAUGAUGGAUACACUUAAAAUCGAACUGAAUCCAAAUCUGGAGCACACUCUGCAGUCACCAUGGGAAAUUGCAGCACAAUGGGUUGUUCCCAGGGAGGUGUAUCCAGAAGAAACUCCAGAGCUUGGAGCCAUUCUACAUGCAAUGGCCACCAAAAAGAUCAUCAAGGCUGACGUGGGCUACAAAGGAACCCAGCUGAAAGCUCUGCUUGUUCUUGAUGGCGGACAGAAGGUUGUGUUCAAACCUAAAAGGUACAGCAGAGCUUAUGUGGUUGAAGGGGAACCAUACGCUGGAUAUGAUAGACACAAUGCUGAAAUAUCUGCUUUUCAUCUGGAUCGGAUUUUAGGAUUACGGCGUGCUCCAGUAGUUGUCGGGAGAUAUGUAAAUCUAAAUACAGAAAUAAAACCUGUUGCAUCUGAGCAGCUUCUAAGCACCUUCCUCACAAUAGGGAACAGUAGUUGCUUCUAUGGAAAAUGCUACUACUGCAGAGAAUCAGAACCAGCCUGUGCAGAUGGACAUGUAAUGGAAGGAUCUGUCACACUAUGGCUACCUGAUAUCUGGCCUUUGCAAAAACAUAGACACCCAUGGGGCAGGACCUACCGAGAGGGGAAACUAGCCAGGUGGGAAUAUGAUGAAAGUUAUUGUGAUGCUGUAAAGAAGACCCCGCCAUAUGAUUCAGGUCCUCGACUCCUGGAUAUUGUAGAUACUGCUAUUUUUGACUACUUGAUUGGUAAUGCAGACCGUCAUCACUAUGAAAGUUUUCAAGACGAUGGUGGAGCAAGUAUGUUAAUUUUGUUGGACAAUGCAAAAAGCUUUGGGAAUCCAAGUUUAGAUGAAAGAAGCAUUUUAGCAUCUGUUUACCAAUGUUGCAUCAUUAGAGUAUCCUCCUGGAACAGGCUAAAUUACCUAAAGAAUGGAGUUCUCAGUACAACAAUGCGAACUGCCAUGUCUCAUGAUCCUAUUAGCCCUGUUUUGACGGAUGCCCAUUUGGAAGCCAUGGAUCGGCGGCUGAUGAGUGUCAUGGCAACUAUCAAACAGUGCAUUGAACAAUUUGGUACAGACACAGUGCUGGUGGAAGACAGAAUGCAAUUAUCUCACUUAAAAUAAGGUGCUCGUAAUGAAAACGGAGCACCACUAAUUUCCCUGCAUAUGUCAAAGAAGCAUAAACAAUGUGAAUUUGCACAUUAUGGUCAUUAUGGUGUACAAACUCAAGGAAAUUUAAGAAAAUCAUUUCAUUCUCUUUAGGGUUAUAAAUUAUUUGGUAAAGUAGGUUUAACCUGGGAUAGGUACUGGAAAAUCUAUUGGCUGGACUGAUUUCUACUGACCUUGGAAGCACUGACAAAUAGAUAAGUGUAAAAGGAAGCAAUAAAAUGCUUUCUGAAGUAAUGCUUUAACUUGAUCUUAAAUGCAAAUAUAAGCAUGUUUUUGUGAUUUUAUCUUAUGUCAAAUAAUGCAGACCUGUUUUAAGUGUCUUAAAGGAAGUUGAUAAAUCUAUGGUUAAUCUGCGUAUAUAUUACCUGCAGGGAAUUUAAAGAUUAUUUAAAUCUUUGAUCUUGCACUGCCGAUAGUGAAAUCCAGAUUAUUGUUCAACUAGAUAAGUUUUUACUUACAAGCCUACCAGGGUUAUAUUUAAUAUAUGUCAUGGACACAUUAUAAACCCCACACAUUUAGGUAUUGGCUCGCCUCAUCUGUUGUAGAAACUAAGAUGUUUCAAAAUUUGGUCAUAUGAUACAGUACCGUAAUUGCUUUAAAAAAACCAGAUGUACAAGAGACAGAAUCUGUGAGUGCAAUUUUAUCCCAAACUACAAAAAAUAUUUUCUUACUUUAACUUCAGAGUAUUUAAAUCUUUAUGGGGAUUAUUUUUUUCUUGUAACAGUAGUGCUCAGUCAUUCUUGUCCUAUUUAAAGUGCAAUGGCAAACUUUACACCAUAAUUUUUUUCACAUUAGCACUAUUGUUCAAAUCCCAACCAGCUUGCAUUCUGGGGCACCAUGGAUAAUUCAGAUUUACCUGACCUUGCAGAUAGACUUUGCUUUUUUUGCCAGGCCCCUCUGUUGGGCACGCCAGUCAUGAUGAGGGAGGGAGUUAAACUGAGAACUACGCAAUAUAUAAGCAUGGGACCAAUUGAACAAUUUCUGUCUACAAUUCAGACUGCUCUUUUAGGAAAGGUUGGAUUAAAAAGUCGUGAAUUUAUA
Leucoraja erinaceus (little skate) is the source of this 2579-nucleotide messenger RNA. RefSeq names its product FAM20B glycosaminoglycan xylosylkinase (gene fam20b). The coding region runs from base 192 to 1493 and encodes 433 amino acids. Gene Ontology annotation, cellular component: Golgi apparatus. Gene Ontology annotation, molecular function: phosphotransferase activity, alcohol group as acceptor. Gene Ontology annotation, biological process: protein phosphorylation. The transcript has 8 exons. The record is from RefSeq and is a predicted model, not a curated record. Lineage: Eukaryota; Metazoa; Chordata; Chondrichthyes; Rajiformes; Rajidae.